Messenger RNA from Callorhinchus milii (elephant shark), 843 nucleotides. It is a transcript of the gene ten1, whose product is annotated as TEN1 subunit of CST complex. Gene Ontology annotation, molecular function: single-stranded DNA binding; telomerase inhibitor activity; telomeric repeat DNA binding. The transcript has 4 exons. Gene Ontology annotation, biological process: negative regulation of telomere maintenance via telomerase. The record is from RefSeq and is a predicted model, not a curated record. NCBI's taxonomy places the organism in Eukaryota, Metazoa, Chordata, Chondrichthyes, Chimaeriformes, Callorhinchidae. Bases 74 to 406 code for a protein of 110 amino acids. Gene Ontology annotation, cellular component: CST complex.
GGGAGGUUUGUUCAUCCGCAGGGACAGAGGGAAAAACGAUCAGAACCGUGGGCAGGUGGAUGUUAGAGACAGUAUGGCACUAAUUGACAUUAGAAGGUUAUCCAGCUACCAUGCCAGGAUAUCUGAGGCCAUCCUCAUCAUGCAUCACAACUCGACACUUUAUCAGCUCGCUGUAUACACUGCACUAGUGGAGCCAUUCGAAGCCCAUCUCGGAUCAGACUACAUGGUACUCGGAGAGAUCGAAGCUACUGAAGGUGUGUGCAACAUUCCCGUGAUUCAGGCUAGGUUGCUGAUGUGUGUAGACGGGAUUAACCUGCCACUUUUGGAGCGAGCCAUACAGGAACAGAGAAAAUAUUUCCAGGAGCGAGAUGGAAGAAGUGACCUUGAAACUGAGGAAGUGAAGUAAAAGAAACAAAAAAAAGCCCUUUUAAAUCAGAUAAACCAUUUACUGCUGGCACCUGUUUGCUGCAUCCAAAUCGACUGGCAGCCAGUAGUGAUAUCUAUUAGCCCAUAUUAGCUUUGAAUCAGCCUGGGUUCGAGGAUGAUAUUGUAAUUUUGAAACUUGUUCACAUCUGCUACUGGCUGCAGCUAGAUGCAAUUUACUGUUUGAAUAUUUUGGUGUAUUCAGCCAAAGAUGAUAUAGUGUUUGGACAUAUUGGAAGGUUUGCAUGUUGUUGCUGAUCUCUGGAGUGUUUAUCUUGUCAUUAUCACACACAUUUGCUUGGUAAAUACUUGAAAUGACAGCUUAUUGUUUGACACUGCGAUGUAUACAGAUUGUCCUGUGGUGGUGGCACUGUGAUACAAUUAGCUAAUCUUGCUAAAUAAAGCACUUUGUUCUGAUAA